UAAUACGUAGUGUUAAAAAUUAAAAAAGACACAAUUUAUAUCCUUUAAAAUAAUAAAAGAUUGAACCAAAUACUCUACUAUGCAGUGGGGACCAUUUUCCAGGGACAGACAGGCAUAUAAAUAUCUACCUUUGCCUACUAACUAAUUUUCAAUAUAAAAUUCAACUUCUUGUUCCCUAAGUUCUUAAAUAUGACAACAGCAGAAGAAACUUCAAACAUGGAUCUGAUAAGCCAACAUCUCUUAGGGGAAAUCUCAGAUUCCUUCUUCACCAAUCUCCAUCCUGUAAAACUUGAACACCCUUCACCAGAAUUUGAUUUCAGUUCAUAUAUUUCAGAUAGUAGCAGCUUUUGCACUUUCCUUGAAGGCUAUGAUUUGGUAGCAGAUAUGGAGUUUGUGGAACACAAUUCUCCAAAGGGUCUCAAGUCCAUAGGAGCCAGCCCUUCAAAGGAAACCCAGAAGAGCAAUUACAAUGAACAAAUGGUAUCAGAGAAGAAGAGGAAGAAAUCAGAAUAUAAUGAAGCAAGGCAUUAUAGAGGUGUGAGGAGAAGGCCAUGGGGCAAGUUUGCUGCAGAGAUUCGUGACCCAACAAGGAAAGGAACAAGGGUUUGGUUAGGUACAUUUGAUUGUGAAAUUGAUGCUGCAAAGGCUUAUGAUUGUGCUGCUUUCAAGAUGAGGGGUCAGAAAGCCAUUUUGAACUUCCCUUUGGAGGCUGGAGAGUCUGAUCCAAAACCAAAUAGUUGUGGUAGGAAAAGGAGAAGAGAGAGUGGAUUCAAGCUUCCAGAAGUUCAAGUUCAUCAUGAUGGUGUGUCAUGAGAAUCCAGUGGUGUGUGUGAAAGAAGAGCCAAUAAUAGCGUUGUGUUAGGUUUGGUGAUGCUGGACAAGUUUGUUACCUUGGAAAAUAUUGUUGCCUGUUCAAUCUGUAUAUAGCAGUAAUGCUAAUGUCUAUAUGGAAUCAAUGCAAAUAUCUAUUGUAUAUUAUCAAAGUUU
Molecule: messenger RNA, 987 nt
Organism: Gastrolobium bilobum
Lineage: Eukaryota; Viridiplantae; Streptophyta; Magnoliopsida; Fabales; Fabaceae
Product: ethylene-responsive transcription factor ERF107-like
Exons: 1
Coding region: 190-813 (207 amino acids)
Biological process (GO): ethylene-activated signaling pathway; regulation of DNA-templated transcription
Molecular function (GO): DNA-binding transcription factor activity; DNA binding
Source: RefSeq, a predicted model, not a curated record